GGGAAGAGGCUGAGGGAGAGAGGAGGGGGAGGCAAUCAGCUCAGCACCUCUCCUCCACCAGGAAGAGAAGCACAGCGGGACAGGCCCGGGAGAAGACGCUCACUCUCAUGCACACAGUCAAAGACACGCUGCUGAUCGGCCGGGUCAACGUGUAGAGGUCACAAAGGGAGCUGCAGCGGGGACGGGGUUGGGUGUACCCCUGCCGGCUGGUAGGUCUACAAGAUCACAGUCCGUCCUUGGAGGAAGUGUAAGGAGAAGGGGUCCGCCGGAGAAAAAGGGGUCGGCUCCCCAAGCCCUGCUUCUUCUGAGAGCCCUGCAACCUUUCCGUCACCAUGGGGGAAUGGACCAUUUUAGAGAGGCUGCUGGAGGCGGCUGUCCAGCAGCACUCUACCAUGAUUGGAAGGAUCCUGCUGACAGUGGUGGUGAUUUUCCGUAUCCUAAUAGUAGGCAUAGUGGGGGAGAAGGUGUACGAGGACGAGCAAAUCAUGUUCAUCUGUAACACCAUGCAGCCCGGCUGCAACCAGGCUUGUUAUGACAAGGCCUUCCCCAUCUCGCACAUCCGCUAUUGGGUCUUUCAGAUCAUCCUGGUGUGCACGCCGAGCCUGUGCUUCAUCACGUAUUCUGUUCACCAGUCUGCUAAAGCGCGUGACCGAAGCUACUCUCUCCUGCACCCUUACAUGGACCACCCCGGUCACGGUCACCACGGCCGCCAUCAUGACCAUCACGCUCGCAAGCUUCACUCUCGCAACAUCAACGGCAUCCUGGUGCACCCCGACAGCAGUAAGGAGGAUCACGACUGCCUGGAGGUCAAGGAGAUCCCCAACGGACCCCGGGGACUCCCUCAAACACACAAGAGUGCGAAAGUGCGACGGCAGGAAGGCAUCUCCCGUUUCUACGUCAUCCAGGUGGUGUUCCGCAAUGCACUGGAGAUCGGCUUCCUGGCUGGCCAGUACUUCCUGUACGGUUUCAAUGUGCCAGGGAUGUUUGAGUGUGAUCGCUACCCAUGCGUGAAGGAGGUGGAGUGUUACGUCUCUCGUCCCACAGAAAAGACUGUGUUUCUGGUCUUUAUGUUUGCAGUGAGCGGCAUUUGUGUGUUGCUCAACCUGGCUGAGCUCAACCACCUUGGCUGGAGGAAGAUAAAGACGGCCAUCCGAGGGGCGCAGGCCCGAAGGAAGUCCAUCUGUGAAGUCCGUAAGAAGGAUGUUUCACACCUGUCCCAGGCCCCCAACCUGGGCAGGACCCAGUCUAGUGAGUCAGCCUACGUCUGA
Messenger RNA from Cyclopterus lumpus (lumpfish), 1268 nucleotides. Its product is annotated as gap junction delta-2 protein-like. The transcript has 2 exons. Gene Ontology annotation, biological process: cell communication. NCBI's taxonomy places the organism in Eukaryota, Metazoa, Chordata, Actinopteri, Perciformes, Cyclopteridae. Gene Ontology annotation, cellular component: connexin complex. Bases 333 to 1268 code for a protein of 311 amino acids. The record is from RefSeq and is a predicted model, not a curated record.